AUGAUCACGGAAAAGAGUUUGAUGAGCGAUUAUGAAAAUCUUGAGGACAUCGAUAUUGACCUGAACACACCAAUCGUACACGUGACCCACUCCGAAGAAAAAGACCAAAUCGUUGAAAAUCAAGUAUUCUUACCAAGUGCUAACAAAAAUAUUAUUGGAGGAAUAUGGUUUUCACUGGGUUAUCAGCCACGCAGUGUUUACGGCAGCUGGGCUUUCGAGAAGACGCUGGCGAGUUUGGGUGUUGAGUUGGGAUACGUCAAGGUCUUUUACAAAGAGGUCAACUUCAUCCUGUAUGCAAGUGAUACAGUAUCACCAAAUCCCGUCGGGAAGGCGACCGAUAACGCUGUACGGGCGUUUCACAACGAUCAACAGGCAUAUAGAGCUGUCUCCAGAUUCGUGCCGUCGAGAUUCUUGCCACAAGGUGCAGCGUUUGGACACGCGUUUGAUGGACCUUAUAAAGUUUCGCACCAACCUUUUUGUGUCAAAGUGAUAGCGCAUUGCAAAUAUCUUAUGGGUUGA
Messenger RNA from Paramuricea clavata, 519 nucleotides. Lineage: Eukaryota; Metazoa; Cnidaria; Anthozoa; Malacalcyonacea; Plexauridae. The record is from the annotation of a GenBank genome assembly.